AUGGCGUCGGUGAAUGUGGGGGAGUUUGACCUUAUGCGGUACCUGCACCUCUCCUUCCUUAAGGACGAGAAGCAGUUAACACAGGAGGAGAGGCAGGCACUUGGGGAGCAGCGAUGCCAGGUAAUGGAUGAAAGACAGUAUGCUGGUCAUUGCCUGCAAGAGAAAGUGGCUCGCAUACGCGAGCAGUACUCACUUCGCUGUUGUGCACCCAAACCAAAAUCCUACCCGCGUGACGCCGACAGUAAGUAUGGGCUCUUCUGGUUCGGACGAGGGAGGGACGACGGUGAUUGUGAUGAACAGGAAAAAGAUGUAGAUGACAAUGCAGUGGUGUCACGUCCGCAGAAGCAUCAACAGGGGGAGGGAGAACAGGAAAGGGAACCGAUCCAUGAUGACUCGGAAUCGGAGGAUAGAUCUGUCAAAGAGCGAUUUAAGGUGUGGCGGCCGAUUGAGGGUCCCCCAUUACGUAGGGACAAGGCUGGCAGUGUGUCACUCGUCGCAGCCGGCAGUUCUCAACAGCCUCAACGCAGAGCUUUACACUCGACACUUAACACUUUGCCUGCUGCGCGGGAUGGGAACUCUGCCUUAACACCGCCGUGGGCAGAGGAUUGUCGUGUGGGCAGUGGUCCUAAGGAGGGACGAAUAAGUCGCGUGAAACGACAGCAUGAACUUUACAAACGGGGUGUGCUUCCCCGUGGGGAGGACGGUAUCGAUGAUAUUCUUCGCCACGCACGUGCUUCUCAGAGUCUAGUUCUCGACCUGCAGAAGUGGCGGAUGCGCGAGGAUGAGCAGCACAAUCAACGAGCAUUGAGGAGGGCGCUAGACGGGCAAAUAAUCGACAAAAGGAGGCGGCAAUUAGCGCAGCUUGAAGAGGAUCUUGUGCACAUCUACGGUCCCACUAUGCGCCAUAUUCUCAACGAUGCUUUCGGGCAGAAUCCGAGCAUCCAGCAUCCGCAGCCGCAGCAGCUCGAUGAAUCUCUCGCGGAUAACCGAAAUAAUAGUGACAAUGAUUUAUUUUUGAUGUUGCGUCGCAAGGAGUCUCCGCAGCGACGUUUUAGAGGUAGGGUACUUACGGAAGAGUCACGCUUGCGUGAGGCGCGACUUGCCUGGUUGUCUGCAUGGGAAGAUCACAAGCGACGUCUGAGCGCUGCCGCAAAUAGGACACCAACGACAGGUAAAUUCGGUGACGACACAUUUAGCUGUGCAACAACAGAUCCACUCUCCCCAAGCUUUUGUCGUUCCCAUCAGCAAUCGUCAGACCAAGUGGUCACUGCUGAACGGCGGUGUCACGAUCCACCUCACCAACGGUAUCGUUUCUUGUCAGAAGAGAAAAGGAAGGCGGAUAUGAUAGGAAUUAACAGUAGCACAUCAUUUUCUUUCUGA
Messenger RNA from Trypanosoma rangeli, 1380 nucleotides. RefSeq lists its product as uncharacterized. The transcript has a single exon. Bases 1 to 1380 code for a protein of 459 amino acids. Lineage: Eukaryota; Euglenozoa; Kinetoplastea; Trypanosomatida; Trypanosomatidae. The record is from RefSeq and is a predicted model, not a curated record.